Naegleria lovaniensis is the source of this 1242-nucleotide messenger RNA. RefSeq lists its product as uncharacterized. Gene Ontology annotation, molecular function: proteasome binding; endopeptidase inhibitor activity. Gene Ontology annotation, biological process: proteasome-mediated ubiquitin-dependent protein catabolic process. NCBI's taxonomy places the organism in Eukaryota, Heterolobosea, Eutetramitea, Acrasida, Naegleriidae. The transcript has a single exon. The record is from RefSeq and is a predicted model, not a curated record. Bases 1 to 1242 code for a protein of 413 amino acids.
AUGUCUUCUUCAAAUAACCAUAACAACAGUGAAAUGAACCUUGAUCAAACAUCUUCUCAAGCAUCGUCAUCACAGUCCUCUUCAUCAUCCUCGCUGAUCCGAUCAACCCUACUAGAAUAUCUCACUGAUCCGCAAUUAUCACAGAAUUCAGAAUUGAAAACCAGAUUGCGACAGGGUAAGCCUCAAGCUCUUCUUGUCUUGUUGCUUCAUUUCCUCAUGUUGAAGCAUGGUUUUCGAUGUGUGGGCUUGCUGGAAACUGAUCCGAACACUGAAUUGCCAGAAGGACAUAUUUUACCUCCUGAAGGUUUUGAUCACAAUCCUGAAAUGUUCUCUCUCAAAUAUAAACAUGCCCAGAGAACAUUUACCUUCUCUUUGAAAGUAUUGAUGAUGGGGCCAUCUAAAUUAUUGAUUUUUGCAACAACGUUAUUGUUCCCAAAUUUAGACAUUACUGAUAACAGCAAUAUUAAUAUGAGUCAAUAUGCAAAACAACAAGAACAGGAAGAAGUUUAUCAAUUGGAAUUGAAUAACUUGUUUGAUUUUAUUGAUAGAGAGAAGUUAUCAACUAGUACUGACAAUGAUUUGGACUUUGUAUCAAUUUACAAGAAUUUGCAAGAUUUAGAAUUUAGAUUCAAGACAGCCAUUCAAAACAAGUUAGUUCCAAAGGAAGGAUAUGAAAGUGGUAGUAGUAGCAGUGCCACUAGCAGCAGCUCUCAACCAUCCUCCACCAUUUCUGUUGAAAGACCUAGUGUAGGAGGUACAUAUCCAAGAUCACUUCUUGAGGAUGAUUAUGACGAUAUUGGACAUGAUCCUCUUCGAAUUGGUCCUCCAGUUCGUUCUGGAUAUGUCCAACCGCCUCUUGGUCACCCUUAUCGUGUUGGAGAUCAAGAUCUGUACCCAGAUCUUGGAGGGCUUCCACAACCUUUUCCAAGAGGAGGUGGCCUUCCUUUCGGUGGUGGAAUUGGAGGAGGUGGCAGUAUGGUAGGUCCCAAUAAUCCAAUGUUUGGAGGACGUGGUGGUAAUAGACCAUUGAUGCCUGGUGCUGGUAAUCCGUUUGUACCACCAGGUGCGAGAUUUGACCCUAUCUAUCCAAAUGCACCACUUGGUGGUGGAGGUAGAGGGACUGGAGGAGUAGGGGGUGGAGGUAGAGGAAGCGGAAACGUUGGAGGAGAACCAAAUCCAGACCAUCAUCGACCUCCAAGGGAUUUAGACGAUGAUGAUUUUCAUUCCCACUUUUACAUGUAA